AUGCUCAGCUGCGUCCUUCUGAUGUUCCUCGUGCUUUCAUCAGUAAUUGCAACGCAAUCGAGCACCUUUGAUCGCCAAGAUCGCGACUACAGGCCGCUUCAGUUUGGCAAACGCGACGGCUAUCAUCCACUUCAAUUCGGCAAACGCGAAUACCGCCCAUUGCAGUUUGGAAAACGCAGCGGAAUGGUGUACGAGCCGGUAUGGGAGAUGCACAAAUAA
Molecule: messenger RNA, 219 nt
Organism: Caenorhabditis bovis
Lineage: Eukaryota; Metazoa; Nematoda; Chromadorea; Rhabditida; Rhabditidae
Source: the annotation of a GenBank genome assembly